AUGGCUGCUAAGAACACCAAACUGACAUGGAUGCGGCCCACGUUCGAGUCGGCACUCGCGGAGUGGCAGCACUACUGGAAUUCUGCGGUUGACGAGGCGUACAUUGAUCCGGAUGUCACUUACAUUAACAUCGGCCGCCAGAUGACGCCGGCCGAUACAGGACCACAUAGACGCGAAGACGCUUGCAAGGACGAAUCGGGCAAACAUCAGGCUCCGCCAAUCCGCAGGACGACCUAUCCGUUUGUCACUCUUCGCGAUGCGAGAGACAUGACCAUCACUCCUAGUUCAUCAAGCUGGGAGCUUCGAAACGGUCUCGUGUAUAGCCAGUUCUACAACCUCAUCAAAGUUCCCUUCGAUGCAGCUAAGCAGUACCCGUUCCAGAACCGCCACACCGAGAGCAUGGCGCUAGACCCAUCGUAUCUCAGAGAUCAACGUAACUCCACACGAGGGGCACAUGCCCACCAGUCCCGAGUACAAUGUGCCUACCGUCUGAGCAAGCUCCGUAUUCAUCGCAACGUUCCUGCUGUCGACCAGGAUGAUGAUGAUGAUGAGAUACAUCAUGAAGAAUCAACACAUCACCCAUUCACAUAUGGUAUACGUGCAGAAGACAGGGUAUCAUUGGCCCUUCUACGGCGUAUCACUGGUCUGUUCUCAUCUAGCCCCCCGCAGGAUGGGUCAGGCGAUGAUGAAGAAGAUGAAGAGAGGGACCAUCCAUUCUUCUCCGUUUCUUCUCAAACGAUGGCCCGUUUCCUCCGUGCUAGCGUCAAUCGAUAUUGUUUCCUAUUUGAGUAUGUAAAAUCGCAGACCGGCUUGAAAUAUUCACUUCCCGAGACUGUUGUUAUGGCAGCAGCGCUUCGUGGACUUCGGUUCAGCUACGAUUGUUUCCUCAUUGCGAAAGAAUCGGUACUCUGGGGAGAUAGAUGGACGUCGACGCAGCGCGUGAGAGUUGAGGGUGGGGAAGCGCGGAUCGUUAAGGUAGAGCGAGAAGGGCUAGGUCUGAACAAGACGUCUACGUCGCACGGUUUUGGCUGGUGGCUACCAGGGAAGUUUGACUGGAGUACCUGGCGGUUCGCCUCCGACGUUGGCGAUCGACUCGCCGUAGGCAACGACCUCCUACGCCAGGAUUACAAGCGUCAAUGGAGAGUCCUCAAGGAUAUUCGAGACGUUCACGUUCGCAUGUGGCAAGCCCAGAGUUGGUUAGGGCGAUAUCGAGUACAGGACGACGCGGCGGCAAAGAGACUGUGGCUCGAAUAUCUGCAUUCCACAGUCAUCGAGCUCUUCCAACGGGAUGUCUGGCGGGCGGCCUUGAAGAGCGUGAGCUGGAAGACAGGCUCCGAUGUCACCGAUGAGGCAUCGAUGAGGUAUCCCGAGUCUAGCCCACCGAGCUUCUGCUAUGAUACGUUAUCGGAUCUGUUUCACGACCGUCAACAUGAUACGAGCCACACGAGACCACACCUCGUCGCUGGCAAUAAGAUACGGUCGACCAGUAUGAAGGACCUUUUCGAUGACCUGUUCUCGCCGAGCUCUACCGGCACGACCAUGAAGCGUCGUAGAGGGUGGGCUUCGCUGCCCUAUCGUAUCGCGACUCGUCGAAGCAUCGAGCUCGUGGAGAUGGUGCUUGGGGCGGCGGCCGCAACACAGUGGUACGCACAGCUUAGGCGAAUUGUGCUAUUGACACAUUGGAUUCUGCCCUGGCCGUCAGACACAGAGCUUCUAACGACGACAAAAGAAAGUAGGGCUACCAAUCUCAAACGCCGGCUUACUUGGGCCUCGGUUGUCCACAUCACUCCAUCUUCCAAGUCUACAGGGCACGUCGAGCCUGCUGUACCAACGCGAAAGGUCAACGACGCAGACCGUCAGGUCUCCACUCAAGACGAUCUAUCGCAACUACUAUCGGAAGCAUGCAGGCGUCGGUUCGGGGAUAAAGGCUGGGCAAGUAGUGCAGACAAUACAAAACCGUGUUACCACUGGUCUACUGGAGACUUGAUUAGCAGCACGCGCGACUGUAUUGGAAUUGAUACGCUUCGACUUGGCCGUGCUGUUGGGGCAUAUAAUAGAGGUUGUAUCUUUCCCGUAGUAGAGAACGGCCAUCCGCCCCAAUUACGGAUGGUCACGCGUAUUCGAGAUAAAACCCUACUCUUCUAUUCCUAA
Fusarium redolens is the source of this 2151-nucleotide messenger RNA. RefSeq lists its product as uncharacterized. The record is from RefSeq and is a predicted model, not a curated record. Bases 1 to 2151 code for a protein of 716 amino acids. NCBI's taxonomy places the organism in Eukaryota, Fungi, Ascomycota, Sordariomycetes, Hypocreales, Nectriaceae. The transcript has 2 exons.